AUGAGCAAUGAGAUUGCGGUAAAAAAACUACUGUCAACUAUUUCGGCAUCUGUGACAGAAGAGGUGCGGUUUUUUGAAGACUGCAGCAGUAUGUUUGUCAGUGUCCGCAAGUGCGAAAGAAAAAGCGAAGCUGGAAAAUCACGAGGAGCAGUAACUGGUAAAAUUGCAAAUGGAAACGGAAGUGAGCAGCAGCAGGUGGGUUCCGGUGGAGAAACUGUUGGAGCUGAAGUUGCUGAAAAAAGCACAGUCGAAAACGAAAGUGAACAGCAGCAGGUAGAUUCCGGUGGAAAAGCUGAAGAUCCCGGUGGAGAAACUGUUGGAGCUGAAGUUGCUGAAAAAAGCACAGGCGAAAUCGGAAGUGAGCAGCAGCAGCUGGUGGAUUCCGGUGGAGAAACUAGUGGAAUCGAAGUUGAGCAAAGGGAAGAUGUUGUUUGCGCAGUUGAACAGGAACUGGAGAAAACUUUUGUUGAUGAUGAACUCAAAUCGCUAUUGGCUCAAAUUGAUAGAAACCAACGAUGCACCGGCGCCCAGAAGUUGAAGGCAAAAAGAACACUGAAAUGCUGCGCUGAAAAAGCGAAACAAAUUGGCGUAAGCCUAAACGGCUACUUAGAGAAAAUUCGACCCCCAGAUCUCUAA
Molecule: messenger RNA, 636 nt
Organism: Gongylonema pulchrum
Lineage: Eukaryota; Metazoa; Nematoda; Chromadorea; Rhabditida; Gongylonematidae
Source: the annotation of a GenBank genome assembly